Paramisgurnus dabryanus is the source of this 1859-nucleotide messenger RNA. Its product is annotated as cell adhesion molecule CEACAM1. The record is from RefSeq and is a predicted model, not a curated record. NCBI's taxonomy places the organism in Eukaryota, Metazoa, Chordata, Actinopteri, Cypriniformes, Cobitidae.
AGUGGACUAUCGAAAUAAAGUGUUACCGUUUCCUCACACCUCUGGAAGUCUUAUUUAGUCUGGGGGUCUCAUCAGGUCUCUGUGGGUGUCAUCAGAUCUGGAGUCUCAUCUGGUCACAAAGCAUAAGAUGAUUUAUAGCAUCUGUUAUAGCAAACUGUAAUCUAGUUGUUCUUUACCUGAACCGGGCAGCGCCGAUUCAGUUUGUUUACUUAUCUUUAAAUUCUUCCAGUGAAAUUGUCCAAAACAAAUAAUUUUCAUAAAUCCCUAAGAGUCCAAAGAAUCGGAUUAUCCAAGCCAAACUAAAACUCAAUCUCGAUUCUGACUGAAUUAUGAUAUAAAAACUGUAAACAAUAAUUCACUACUGGACACCGCACACCCCUGAGGGUCAAAGUAUAUGGGAGCUGUACCACUUUUAAUUUGGGUGUGUCGUAUAGACAAAAAACAUGGAAUUUCAGCUGUUUUAUAAUAGGUUUUUAAACUGCAGGCCAGAUGAACACAACCUGUUUUUCCUCAAAGAGCAAAACAUACGGAAUUUAUAAUACACAUCAAUGACAUGUAUUGCAAUAUAUAAACACAAUAGAUAAACCUAUAUGCCUUAUCCGUCUUUAACAUAUUGAUUUUUAGGCGUCUGUUUAGGGUGGGGCCUAUCAGCUCUGUUUAGAGAAAGAAGUUUGUUUCUGAAGGUCAGAGAAAUAUUCGUUCUUGAAUUGCAUCAUAUCUCUUUUCAAUUUUUGUGUGUUAUUAUUUUAUUCCACUCUUCAGUUUUUUGCACACUGGAUGUCCGGAUCAAACCCUGUGAAGAUCUUCAGUCAGGAUGAAAGCGAUGCAUUUAUUUCUCAUUGGUAUUUCUGUCUGGUCUGCAAUGGCAGGUGCUUUUGAUAACAACACACUUGAGAAACCUCAACUUUCUGGUCCUUCCCGCGCAUUGGAAGGUUCAAUUGUGGAAUAUUUCUGUAAAAUGCCCUCGAUACCCCCAGGUUUGUCCGUCCUCCUCACACUUUAUGAGAGAAACAUGAAUAAGUUCAUCGGUGAGUACACUGUGAACCAUGGACAAAGUGCCAAAUUUACUUUGGUUAUCUCCAAGGCCCAUGAUGGUCACCUAAUCUGUGAAGCCAGUGGAAACAACAACACACAGAUUGAAAAAACAUUCAGUAACAGCCUGGAACUCAAAGUCAUUUCUCCAGUGGAGGGAGCAUCAAUCACGUCACAUCCGUCCACUGAUGAUCUGUGGGAAGGACAGAGUUUGACACUUUAUUGUAACAUCACAAAAGGGACACACGUCUCUUAUGAUUGGCUGGUGAAUGGAAAAUCAGUUCACACAGGAUCCAGUCUGACCAUUCAGUCUCUCUCUGUCCAACAAACGGGCGAUUAUCAGUGUGUCGCAUCAAACAAAUUGAAUAACAAAAAGAUCUAUAAAUCCAGCAGUAAUGUCACGUUUGUGUGGGUCAAAGAAUACAUGUCAAAGCCUGAAAUCUCAAUUGAUGUGAUGAAGAUUGGGGUCGGCAUCUUUAUCAUCGUCAAAUGCCGGUCUGAUAAAGGAACCCCCACCAAAACAUUCAGUCUGUUUAAUGACAGAGAAGUUAUCAACACAAAAACCACAGAAGGACUUCAGGUUGAUUUUAAUGUGUCCAUUGAGCUGAAUCGAGACAUGGGCUGGGUGCGAUGUAACGCCAGUAAUGAUGGCAACUGGGUGCUGAGUGAACCAAUAAGUCUGACUAAUCUGUAGGGGGCGCUGUGACGGUGACGCCCUUCAGACACAUAGGACGGGACUUUGAGGUUUUUGGUCUGGCGUUGCGCUGUAAGGUGGAGCGAGGAACAUUUCCACAUUACGAUUGGUAUCUGAAUAACAGCAGACUAAU